Marmota flaviventris (yellow-bellied marmot) is the source of this 1292-nucleotide messenger RNA. RefSeq names its product coiled-coil domain containing 127 (gene Ccdc127). The record is from RefSeq and is a predicted model, not a curated record. Lineage: Eukaryota; Metazoa; Chordata; Mammalia; Rodentia; Sciuridae.
CGGGGUUGGAUCCCGCGCCUGCGCAGAGCAGACCCGCGGACGGGGUUGCGGGGUGCUGGGCUCCAGGAGUGGUCCGGCACCGGUUGCAAGUCGUCGUUUCCUUCUUGAAAUCCCAAAAAGCUCCAUGUGCAUGCACUGAAAAAAGGUAUAUCUCCAUGAAUAACUUAAAUGAUCCUCCAAAUUGGAAUAUCCGGCCUGAUUCCCGGGCUGAUGGGGGUGGUGGAAGCAGGUGGAAUUAUGCCCUAUUGGUGCCAAUGCUGGGAUUGGCAGCUUUCCGUUGGAUUUGGUCCCGAGAGUCCCAAAAAGAAAUAGCAAAAGAGAGAGAAGCAUAUCGCCAGAGAACAGUUGCCUUCCAGCAGGAUCUUGAAGCCAAGUACCAUGCUGUGAUCUCGGAAAAUCGACGUGCUGUUGCUCAGCUGUCUCUGGAACUUGAAAAGGAGCAAAACAGAACAACUAGUUACCGUGAAGCCCUUAUCUCUCAGGGGCGGAAGUUGGUGGAAGAAAAGAAACUUCUGGAACGGGAAUGGGCUAAGGUAAUGCAAGAAAGAAGCCAGCUGCAGCCUCUGAGAAGUGUGUACCUGAGCCGUCUGGAGGAGGAGGAGGACUGGCAGAGGAAAGCCCAGCUCAUGCUGAAGGAGGUUGGAGAGGCUCUUGCAGAAAGGCAGAACAUCUACUGCAGCCUGGUCACCCCCCGCCGCUCACGGCUGGAGCUGGAGAAGAACUUACUGGUGCGUGCCGCCAUCGACCCAGUGGCUGCUGACCUAGAGAUGGCAGCUGGCUUGACUGACAUAUUCAAACAUGACACCUACUGUGGUGACAUCUGGAAUAGCAACAAACGCCAGAAUGGGAGGCUCAUGUGGCUAUAUCUCAAGUAUUGGGAGCUAGUCGUGGAGCUGAAGAAGUUCAAGAGAGUAGAGAAGGCCAUACUAGAGGAGUGAGGUGUCCACGGCCACCGGUUGCUUCUCAUGACAUUCUCCCUGCUGAGCUCCCACACUCCCUCUGCUUGCUACCCGCAUCCCACCACAUGCAGCUGCCCUCAGUGGCAUUCCAGCUUUGCCACCCUCAGCAGCAGUGAGGAUUCAGCACAUAAAGGUUUUCCCUGUGAUGCUCAGCAGCUGUGAAGGGUUGCCUUUCUCUGAAGCAUUUUGUGAGCUGCUAAUAUUUAGCAGAACAGUAUAAUGUCAUUUUAGUUCGAGGGUAAAAAUUGUUUUUAAAGGUCAAAUAUAAUAUUGAUCCUCACUGUAAGUAAUUUUCUGUGACUUUUCCUAAAUAAAUUCUGUCUUCUAGGAUUA